GCGAAACAUUAGGAAAAAACAACAACAAAUGGAUCCGACUGUGCUGUGCUUCUGCAGGAAAAUCUAAUCCUUAAUUGAUCCUUGGUUCUAGUCGUGUGCAGCGAUUGGUUUAUGUUUUGGUUGCGUUCGUGAAUUGUGUUAUCCGCCAGUGGCUACGUUCGGGUCAGCAUGAAAAUCCACUUCCGCGAACAAUAUUGCUCCAAUGGAGAGGAAAUUCUCUACGUCACACCAGAUCACCAAGACACGGUUGUGCGGGUAACUGUGAAAGGAGAACGACCAUCGAUACGGAAGCGAUUUAGCAUAAAACGCUUUUUCCAGCACCUAUUCCUGCCCGUUGGAUAUCCGGACAGUGUGAGCAGUGACUAUUUGUUGUACCAAAAGUGGGACACGUUGCAGGCGUUUUGCAGCACAAUAAGCGGCACCUUAACGACACAUGCAAUUCUCAAAGGAGUUGGUGUCGGUAGCGAUGCGGUCAACCCACUUUCGGCAACCGUUACAUGGGUGCUCAAGGAUGGCACGGGACAUUUGGGAAGAAUACUGUUCGCGUGGUGGAAAGGUUCGGAAUUGGAUAUCGAUUCCAAAAAGUGGCGCAUCCGCGCGGAUAUACUGAACGACGUAGCCAUGGGUAUUGAUCUGUUUGUGCUGCCGUACUAUCCGAAGGCGGCUACAUACAUUCUUUGCGCAACAACGACGAUGAAAGCAAUUGUCGGUGUGGCGGGCGGAGCGACAAGGUCCGCACUGACACAGCACCAUGCAAUUCGUGGGAAUUUGGCGGACGUGGCGUCGAAAGAUAGCGCCCAGGAAACUUGUGUCAAUUUAAUCGCCUCCUUUGUGGGACUUUUCCUUCUCUCGUACCUGCAAAAUCAAAAGAUUUUAUAUGGUUUAUUUGCCUUCGUGACGCUCGUGCACAUUUACGCCAAUAUCAAGGCAGUCAAAGCGGUAUGCCUACGGACGUUCAAUGAAGCACGCUACCUAAUCGCCCUGGAAGAAUACUUUAAGACAGGCAUGAUGCUCUCUCCACAGCAAGUCAAUAAGCUUGAAAGAGUAACCGUUGGUCAAACGGUUUCCCUUACAGCGCGAGUCAAGAUCGGCUGCUCCGUGCGAGAGCUUACCGAGUUUUAUCGCAACUGUUACGAUUUGGAAAAUCUGAUCGCAUGCUUUGACUCGAGAGACAAGUUUCUGCUAGCCGAAACACGCCACUAUGUCGGUGUGUAUCUACACUUUACGGUAAAGCCUCUCGACAUCAUAAAAUCCUACUUUUACGUUGCUUCCUACCUGCAAGACAAGAGUCAGUUGCGCGAUCGCUACUGGGAAAUACAGAACAAGUGGAACGAAUUUCUCAACCUGGCCCAGUGCGAAGGAUGGAACAUGCAGGCACAUUUGCUCAAAACCGACGAGUAUCGGCUCGACUGGAGGAUAUAGACCGCCGAACAGUAUCGUAGCUACCCGCCCGGUUAUCUGUAUCCAGCAUCGUACCGAGUAGAUUACCGUUUUUCGUAGGCGGGCCUUUUGCGUUCCGUUUACCUUGCCUGCCGUCACUGCUGAUAUGGCGCUCAUGAAACGUAUGUCCUCCAUUACCACCAAAUCCUCCCAGAAAGGACCAUUAGCCGAGUGCCAAAGAGACGAAAACGGCACAACACAACGACACCGACGAGCAACCAACGUAAACAACGAAUAGUUUUGUUCUAGUCAGUACGAAGAGAGUGGUGAGAGUACAUGUCUCAACGACACAUGCACGCACUUUUUAGGACCAAAAUAUGCAUAAGCACAUCGGCAAUCGUAACUUUGCAUGCUACACCGUAAAACACAACUGUUUCCGAGCAUUCCGGAGCAAGGAAACAAUUUUAUGCGCAAGGGUGGAAGUCAAAAAUUCGUAGAAGAGAGAGGAAAAACACGCAUAUGAUAGAAUUGUUUGUCGUCGGCGAGGAGCUCAGUUGUAGUAGGAGAUUCCAACAGCAGGAAUCAUAGCAAAACAUAGUAUAGCUGAGAAUCGUUUAAAACCUCCAUUCCAUGCAACGAGUAACCCACGUGUAGGGAAUUUUAAUCAUAUCAACUGAUGAAGGAGUCUUUUUUUCGUCAGAUUUAAAAUUUCAUAAUUCUCUCAUUUGAUUACACGCCGUGGUAGGAACGAUUUUCGUACUCAAAAGCACGCUUUGUCCACAAAAAAGUACGCGCAAUAUGCAAACAUUAAGUAAGUUAGGUACCACCGAAAAAUCGCUUCACAGUUUAUCUGGUUUUAAAGAAGUGCUUAAGGUACGGCAAGACCAUUAUGCAUUCCUAAAUGAUACUAUGUUCCAACAAAAAAAAAGACGGUUACAUUACUUCACGCUCGAAAGUACGAUAAGGAAAAAAGGCACGGUUUUAUGCAUUAGGCUUUUUUGUGGCACAGUUUUUAAAAGUUUUAACAAGUACGAAACAAGCAGCGGAGAAUCGAGUCCCCAGAACACAAACCGUCUACACCACACUGCAUAUAUGCUUCACUGCUGUGAUAAAAGUUAGCUCAAUUGAUAACUUAUUCCAAUUUUGCGUUAACCUUUUCUUAUAGCAGCUUUACAUUACCAACCGCUUACCGCUGCUUGGUACGCAACGUACGGGAGAAUUCCCUUUUUUCGUUCGCCUGUGUGCACUAUUGGUUCGCAAACUUUGAACCGUGUAGAAACAGAUAGAGUCAGCUUACGUUGCAGUUUGAACGUAGAAUUUUUAAUAAAUCCGGUGCAUGCGUAGAUUAGCUAAUCGCACGAAACGCCGCCAGAAGUUUUAGGUCAUGAUUAUAAUAAAAAUCUUUUCCAACUUUGAA
Anopheles stephensi (Asian malaria mosquito) is the source of this 2797-nucleotide messenger RNA. RefSeq names its product RUS family member 1. The transcript is spliced from 5 exons. The record is from RefSeq and is a predicted model, not a curated record. NCBI's taxonomy places the organism in Eukaryota, Metazoa, Arthropoda, Insecta, Diptera, Culicidae. The coding region runs from base 169 to 1422 and encodes 417 amino acids.